UAUCAACCUCUUCUUCGCACAUGAACGAAAAUAAAAAUGCGAACGCAGAGCAACAAUAUUUUAAUUAAUUAAUGUGAGCCAGAUUAGUUUUAAGAAGUCUGGUUGCAUAAAAUUAGGCGCCGUUCAGAAGAGAUUUUGUUAUUUAAAAGUAGACAUGAAAUAGCACUGUUUAAGUCAAAUUUGGCUGCUACUUUUAACUUAAAAACAUAGUAUCAAAUACUAGGCAACAUGCUCUUUUUCUUUACAGGAGUGGAACUUUUUCAUUGGCAACUCUUUCAUUGGCAAAAUUGAUAAGGGGCAAAGUGUCCCCGAGUGGAUUCCCGAAAGUGUAUCGCGCAAUGUUGCCGCGUUGCAGAGUGCUCUGCCGGGACUCUACAGUAAAUUGCAGUUGGAGAAAGAGUCCACGUGGCGGAGCUUCUUCGGGAGUAACGAGUGCGAGGCGAACUUUCCCACGCACUGCGAUCUGAGCGAGUUUCAAAAGGUAAUCGUGGUUCAGGUGCUUCGAAGGAACCGCCUGUAUUCGGCCAUGCGCCAGUGCAGCCUGCGAUUAAUGAGCUUGCAGAGCUUAAACUCGGAGAUCAUCCAGUUUUCGGCAAUCUACAAUGAAACGGUUGUUGGGGAGCCAAUUUUGUUGGUGACGGCCCCCGGUACUGACCCAUCUGUUGAGAUCAGAGAGUUUGCCAGUGAGAAACUUGGAAAGGAUCAGUAUGUGGAGAUUGCCAUGGGUGAGGGGCAAGAAUCGAAAACAUUAGCUGCACUAGCAGAGGCCGGGGAGCAAGGGCAUUGGCUAGUACUGAAAAAUUUGCAUUUGGUCACCGCGUGGUUGCCAAUCUUGUGCCAGAAUAUGAAGAGAAUGCAAUUGCACAAGUCAUUUAGAUUAUGGUUGAUCACUGAACCACAUCCAGGGUUCAGUUCAGUUUUGGCCCGCAGCAGCUUGAAGAUUGCGUAUGAAGUUCCUCAAGGAAUCAAGAACAAUAUACUGCGGACCUACUCAUCGUGGGGCACAUCCUACAUUGAAAAACUCAAUCCAACGGGUAGCCGAUUGUUCUUCAUCCUCGCAUGCAUCCACGCUCUCCUUCAAGAGCGCCGCACCUACAUUCCUCAAGGGUGGUCAAAGUCGUACGAAUUUAAUGACACAGACUUCUCUACCGCCAUCCGUUUAACCGUCGAACUAAUGCAAACACCCAACAUACAAAUACAGUGGAACUACCUCACUGGUGUCUGUUGCGAUUCUGUCUACGGAGGGCGCAUAGAAAACAUACAGGAUUUGGGAAUCCUAGACUCGUACUUAUCCCAGUACUUUGUCGACGAAGCGUUGACUCACCGUUGGAGACCCCUGGGAAUGAGCAACUCCCUCCCUUCGUACUCAAACUUUCAGGAUUAUAUCAAUUCGAUAAAUCAGCUGUCCGACAGAGAUUUGCCGUCCUAUUUCGGUCUGCCCGAGAACAUUCAGCAGGCUUGGGAGAAAACGACCUCCAUGGACAUCAUCUCGUACUUGCGAAAUCUCAACUUGGAAAAACACGCGUCCGCGGCGCUCCUGGGCGAUGACUUACACAAAAAGCUGUUACCGUUUAUGAUGCUAUGGAAGAAGUUGAAUCAAUCCCAAGACUUCAUCAGGAUUCCCACACCUACUCCAAUUAUACAAAAGUCUCUAAUGGAGAACUUUAUAUCCGAAGAGUACUGUUACGCAGUCACUGUGGUGAAAAAGAUUCACAAGACUUUCUCGAUACUGAACAAGCUUUCAAAGGGAGCGGUUCCCAUUGAGCCCAAGUAUCUCGAAGUAGCCAAUGAUUUGCUGCUGUAUCGGACACCCAAAAUUUGGAAAAAGCUUUGGAACGGGCCCGAUGAUCCAACGAAAUACUUAAAAACUGUGAUGUACAAAACGGGUAAAAUAGCAAUGUGGAACGAGUCGCGUAUGGAGGCAGUCUAUGAACGUCCCGUCAACUUAUCUUCAUUCUUUCAUCCUGCCACGUUUCUAUCUGUAUUUAAACAAGAUUUCGCACGGAGGAAGAAUACUGCGAUGGACGACUUAAGACUGAAGUCGAGCUGGAGACAUACUCCGGGCGAUGGAGUUAUAACAAUUACAAAUCUUCUCAUUGAAGGUGCCCUAUUUGAAGGAAGUAAUAUCACUGACUGCCAUGCCAACUCCGAUAGUAUAAACGUGGCACCUGACUGUCACCUUAGUUGGGUAAACGAAAACAAAGGCGAGAAUGACAAGGCGAUUAAGCUUCCCUUGUACGAAACCAACACUCGUGAAGAUAUCUUAGCGUAUUUAAACGUAGAAAAUAACUUCAGAGAAAAUAAUAAGUGGAUACAAGCCGGUGUGGCGUUCUAUGUUACUUGUUAAAAUGUAGAAUAUAAAUGAAUAAAUGUUACUUACCCUA
Messenger RNA from Photinus pyralis (common eastern firefly), 2384 nucleotides. RefSeq names its product cytoplasmic dynein 2 heavy chain 1-like. The transcript has 9 exons. The record is from RefSeq and is a predicted model, not a curated record. The coding region runs from base 527 to 2347 and encodes 606 amino acids. Gene Ontology annotation, molecular function: dynein intermediate chain binding; dynein light intermediate chain binding; minus-end-directed microtubule motor activity. Lineage: Eukaryota; Metazoa; Arthropoda; Insecta; Coleoptera; Lampyridae. Gene Ontology annotation, biological process: microtubule-based movement. Gene Ontology annotation, cellular component: dynein complex.